Messenger RNA from Acanthopagrus latus (yellowfin seabream), 2835 nucleotides. Its product is annotated as nuclear factor interleukin-3-regulated protein-like. The transcript is spliced from 2 exons. Bases 251 to 1474 code for a protein of 407 amino acids. Lineage: Eukaryota; Metazoa; Chordata; Actinopteri; Spariformes; Sparidae. Gene Ontology annotation, biological process: circadian rhythm; regulation of DNA-templated transcription. Gene Ontology annotation, molecular function: DNA-binding transcription factor activity; DNA binding. The record is from RefSeq and is a predicted model, not a curated record. Gene Ontology annotation, cellular component: nucleus.
CCGGGGUGAGGAUCCGACCUCGACUGAACCAACGAGCGGGGAGGAAACGAGGAGAGAUGCGGAGCUGCUGAGGAGCAGAACCAUCCAGACAAGCUGCGCGGCUCCACGUGUCUCUGCUGCCUGUGACAGACGAGUUGAUCAGCCGAGGACUCAGCAGCUGCUCCGUUUGCAAGUUGUGCCAUUACAGCACGCUUCAGCCCGACCCACCACGCUCUAUAACUUCUCCUGACGGCUCCCUGAGGUGUUAAACAUGACAGGUCAGACUGUGGGAGGCAUCAUCCAGGACGCCUCAGUGCCCUUACUCCAGGCUGCGGAGGGCCCGGGGUCCAGGCCUCUUGGAGGGGCCGGGUCCUUCACUGAUGAGGCUGUCUCCAUACUAACCUCUACAAGCCAGCUGGCCCGCACCCUCCUGGGUCGUACCUACUCAGCCAAACGCAAAGAGAGCCUUGCCAAGGCUGAAGUGAGCAGCUGCGAUGAGGACACCAGCAGCGGUGCACGCCGCAGACGAGAGUUCAUCAACGAGGAGAAGAAAGAUGAAGGCUAUUGGGACAAGAGGAGAAAAAACAACGAGGCAGCCAAGCGGUCCCGAGAGAAGCGGCGAGCCAAUGACAUGGUGCUGGAGCAGAGAGUGCUGGGCCUGCUGGAGGAGAACGCCCGCCUCAGGGCCGAGCUGUUGGCCCUGAAGUUUCGCUUCGGCCUGGUCAAGGACCCAUCUGAGAUGUCCAUCCUGCCGCUCUCUGCGCCCAUCUGUGCUCACCCAACACCCACUGCAACACAUUUCUAUCAGUCCCACACUGAUGGAUACCUCAACGCGCAGCCCAACACCAGCAUCCCCCACGUCCACCCUCAUCCUCCGCAACAGGGUCUCAUCUAUGGACCGAGGGGAGCUGGGCCUCUGUCAAAUCAUAGUGUAUCUGAUGACUCAGGUGUCUCCACCUCAGGCAGCCCCGUGUUUUUUGAUGACCGUGGCGGGCCUCCUCCGAGGGAGCUGGCAGAGGAGCAGCAGGGCAGUGACUCCCACAGCUGUCCCCUGGAGGUCAGCGAGAGUCAGUUUGUAAACAGGCAGGACUCGCCCGAGGCUGUGAGGAGCCUCCCCCACAAGCUUCGCUUCAAAGGCCCCGGAGGUUGCAGCGAGGCAGGGGAGCUGUCUCCAUCCUCUGAUACCAGACACAGUGCACCACCUGUAGUCACAGUGGGGCCAAACAUCCAGGUGAGGAACCACCAGCAGGCAGGGUGGAACAGUCGGACAGAGAGUCAGGCUCCUUGGUCCAGGGAGGAGGCCUGCGGUGGAUUUGGGCAGCAGUAUCAGAGUUCGUCCUCUGGAUGUCAAAACUCCUCCUCUCUGCAGAACUUCAGGGACGCCGGCUGUUCAACGGAGGACGUCAGUCUCAGGUCUCAGAUCAGCUGCUUGUCUCAAGAAGUGGCUCAGCUCAAGAGACUCUUCUCUCAGCAGUUGCUCUCCAAGAUCGCUUAAAACCUGAGCACAAGAGGGUCGAGGCUGAACCAAAGUUAGCAGACAAAUUCCACACUACAUCUUUCAAAAACAUCAAUCCCACAGACUGCUGAUAACUACAGGACAAUCUGGUCCAAACCUGUUUUAAGCUUGUUUUAGGAGUCUUUUGAGUCAGCUCACCACUACCAGGAAACACCAGCACCUUUAAGUUUUAAAAUGCUUACUGACUGCACAGUCAGAACAUGUCCUCUGAUUGUGUUGACGUCUUCAGAAUUGAAGAAAGUUGUACAUUACUAAAUACUUGACCAAACUGUCAGAAACACUGGAAGAGCAUAUUACAUACAAUACAAACUAUAAAGUUCAGUCUCAUUAUGUUCACUUGAGCCAGAUAUGGCCAUUGUCUGUCUUCUCUGGCACAAUACACACUUUUUUGGCUUUUUACCGCAAAUUGUACAUCGAUAUUAGCUUGUGUUCAAAAUACUGUAUGGAAUAGUAGCACAAAUACUCAUACUUGCCAGCACUGAGAAUAUGGAGGAUAUUGAAACCAGGGCGCUCCCCGAGAAUUUUUUUUUUUUUCUUUUCAGACUUUGUUUCUGCGUUCUGGGGACUUCAAGUUGACAUUUAAUAACACAGAAAUAAUGUAGAAUAAUCUGCCCCUGUGGUGUGAAUAUCUGGCAUAAACAAAUAUUCAUCCGUUUUUAUUUGAUUGAUUUACUCAUUCAUUUUUGCCCUACUGCCCCUUCGAGAGGCUUUACACGCUGCUGUAUUUACCAGCCUUGACAGUUUCCUUUGAAACUUUCCCCAGUUAAUGGGAAUUCUUCAGGAUGUCAUGUCAAUUUCUUUUUCUUCAUUCCAUUUUUCUGUCCAUCUCUCGAUCACUGAGGAGAGCAAGGUGUAACAGGACAGUACACGAUGUUCUCUGCCAGAAGCAGGCUGUGAUAACUGAGAGGGGAAAAUAGUGCGUCAUAGUACAGGAGAAUUCUGACCCGGGGAGGAAACCAGGGAGGGUUGGCAAGUAUGCAAAUAUGUGCUGCCCCAAAGAUGAUACAAAGGUUUGUUAAAAAUUACAUUAGACAUUUUUUUUUCGGGUGCACUGUUCUUGUAACCUUUAUGUGUUGUUUACCAUAUGAGGUUUAUCUUAUGACAGCAAGAUUCAUACAACUGUGUGUUUCAUCUUUGUUCUCAUUUAUCUUUAAUGAGAGAUUAUGUAAUUUGCAUUACAUAACAUCUUCAUUUAUUUUCACUGUAAUUGCAGAGCACACGCGAUACACUGUCUGUGGACAUCAUAUGACUUUAAUAUGUCUGCAUCUAAUAAUGAUACAAAACCCUCAGAUGAAAUGACCGUGACAGCUACAGUAAUAAAGUCCUCCUUAACCGAAAGA